Molecule: messenger RNA, 2877 nt
Organism: Ochlerotatus camptorhynchus
Lineage: Eukaryota; Metazoa; Arthropoda; Insecta; Diptera; Culicidae
Exons: 1
Coding region: 751-1725 (324 amino acids)
Source: RefSeq, a predicted model, not a curated record
UAAGGAGCUUUCAAGUAAAAAUAGUCAUGAAAUAGAAUUCAAUUUUCAUGCACUAAUGGGGAAACAAAAUAAAAAUAAGCAAUAUAAUAACAACGAAUCAACCCUUUAUAAUAUAAUAUCAAAUAAAAUAGCACUUAAAAAAAUCUAUUCUAGAGAUAACUUAUUUUUUGUCGAGAUAUCUACAACUAAUAACCCUGCAUAUAGACUGAGAUGUUUACUCGAUACAGGUUCAUCAGUAAAUCUGCUCAGAUAUGAAGCAGUCAAAUCGCUAAGAAUAGACCAAGUAAAUACAAAUGAUACUAUAACAAUAGCAGGAAUUGGUAGAAAUACAAAAACAAUGGGAUCAGUUAAUAUAGGUUUAAUCAUAGGAAACAUAGUAUUCCCAGCAAAAUUUCAUUUAAUGACACAUUUAUUAGUACCAUGUAUACUCGGAGGAGACUUCCUUCAAAAACAGGUAGCACAAAUUGGAAGAAAUUGUGAAUAUGCUAUUUUUGAGCUUGAUACUUGCAAGAAAAACUAUAAAGAAGACGAGUGUAAAGAAUUUACACAAGUCCAUACAUUUGUGGUGCGCUAUACUUUACAGUCACACUGGCAACACUGUAUUCAACGACGCCACCUAGAUUUAAAAAGAGAGAACCAUUAUUGACUUGCUCUAACAAGUUCAGUUUCCAUUUUGUAUUUGCGUUGUUAACUCAUGAAUAAAAUCCACUUCAGUAUUUCAACCAUUAAUCCUUCGACGUUUAAUUUCGUAUGUCGAUUUUUGUCGAUUUUUUCUUAUCGUUUCAUUCCGACUGCAUCCGGACUGCCACACAUCGAAACUUCGCCAAGGCGCCCAUUAGCAGCACACAAAAGAUGUCGAAUGAACAACUCCUGAAAAAUGAAAUUAUCCGUCUACAAGAAGAGUUGCAAGCAGCACAAGCAACCGCUGCAAACAAUGCUGCUGCUACGAGCAACGCUGCCGGCAGUGCAAUUGCAGUAAACAAACUCGGCAUCAAAAUUGAACCUUUCUGGAAGCGUGAUCCGACUCUAUGGUUUGCGCAGCUCGAAGCACAAUUUACGCUAGCCGGAAUAACUCGAGAAGAUACUCGCUAUUACCACGUUCUGGCAGCCAUCGACUCGGAGAUCCUCGCAUGCUGUUCGGACAUUAUUCGUGACCCUCCAGCUGAUGCCAAGUAUACUAAAAUUAAGGAAAGAAUUACCCAGGAAUAUAGCACAAGUGAACAAAAUCGCAUGCAGCAGCUACUACGCGGCUGCGAGCUGGGUGAUCGCAAACCAUCGCAGCUUCUACGCGAAAUGAGGGAUCUUGCCAGGGACGUUAUCACCGACGAAAAAAUUAUCAAAUCGCUAUGGAUGCAGCAACUUCCCGAAACCACGCAAGCCGUUCUUAAAGUGUCAGAAGCCACACUUCAAAUGUCGCAGCUUGCCGAGCAAGCCGACAAGCUCGCAGACAUCACCAGGAGUCAAAUCGUUUCUUCCGCUACAGUUUCACCGGACAGAAGCAAAGAGAUUGGCUUGGCAGAACUACGUACACACAUUUCCGAACUCUCAAACGAGCUAGCCGCUUUCCGUCGAGAGAGAAGCAGACCUCGUAACAGGAGUUUCAGCAGACAGCAGAGUUCCCCAAGCGGCUCCCGAGAGUACCAUCCGUAUUAUUUCUACCACAGAAAGUUCGGAUCCAAUGCUAAGAAUUGUCGAGAGCCUUGUCAGUUCAAAUCAAAAAACUAGCGCAGCUACAAACGACGACGGGCGAAUGUGGCGAAGUUGGUCAAUCCCGUCUAACAAUUCACGAUUCGGCCACUAACUACAAGUUUUUGAUUGAUACCGGCGCAGACUUAUCGGUUCUGUCAUGUUCACCGUGCCAGAAACUUAAACCGACUCCAAGAAUGGGGUUGUACGCAGCCAACGGUUCCCGCAUCGCGACUUACGGCACCGAAAUUUGCAGGCCAACUUUCGAUCUACGCAGGAAUUUCCCAUGGCGGUUCAUACUGGCUGAUGUAACGACCCCAAUACUAGGUGCGAAUUUUCUGAAACACUAUGGCCUGAUAGUGGACUUGCGGGGUGAGUGCCUAAUAGAUAAAAUGACAAAUAUAAAAGCACGCGGUCAAAUCAAUUUGAUCGCAGAAGGGCUAUUUGGCUUGAAUGCUUUUUCCGGCAGCAACGACUAUGGCGGCUUAUUAAGCGAAUACUCUGACGUCACUAGACCUCGCCUUCCAAAUCAAGAGGUUAAACACAACGUUAAGCACACUAUCAAGGUCGAAGGCCCUCCAUGUAAUUCUAAAUUCCGCAGACUUCCACCGCAUAAGCUCGAAGCGCUUCGUAAGGAGUUAAAGUUGUUCUUAGAGCUCGGAUACAUAAAACCUUCGAAAAGUCCGUAUUCAAGUCCAGUGCAUCUAGCUACUAAGACACUGCAGAACGGUGACAUCAAGUACAGACUCGUAGGCGAUUACAAGAAUCUUAAUGACUCAACCAUCGAAGACCGGUAUCCUUGACCAACUGCAGUCUUAAUAGGCUAGCAUAUCGGUUGGGCUCUCCAUGCGAUACACAAUACUAACAGACGACUCGAGCUAUGAUGCUCACUAGGUCACUGCAGCUUUUAGGCUCGUAUUGUGAUCAACUGUUUAUUAGAUUUCGACCAUAUAUAUGUGAUAAAUCAUGUAAAUGUAAAUGGAAUACAAUAAUGUCCCGAUUUUGUCAGUCUCCUUUUUUGAAAAUGUUUUCCAAUGUUCUACAAAACCCAUGCCCUUUUCCAGUAAUCUUCUUGAACCUAUUGCACCAAAGUAUACUUUAAAUAUCCCUCUUAACGAAUGACGAAUGAGAAAAAUUUAGAUUUAUGAUUUUGUGAAAUUAUUGAAAGAAAAAAAUCUGAAGCGCGGAGGG